AUGCGGAUCCCCAUCCACUAUGCACCAAGCACCGUGAAACAAGAGGCAGCAUCGAAUUACCCGGCGCCGCUUGUACGACUAAGUCCGUCUGGCGAGCUUGUGCUUGUAGAGUUACAAGGAUCGUUGGAAAUGGAUGGAUGUGAUCCACGUGGUGGCGAGACGAUCGGGACUAUCUCGUUCCCCACAGGGCGCGACGAUAAGCCAGUGCUCCAGAUCUCUCAUCAUCGGCUUGAAGGAAGCAUAGUGAAACUACGCAGACCAUUAGCGGUGCUCGAGAAACAGAUGCAUCCACGAUCGCCAUCCACGCGUGGUGCAAACAAUCCAUCGGCAACGGCCACAUGUGAAUCGAGUGCAUGGCCAUCCUCGCCGCCUGUAUCGCCACCUGCAUCGCCACCAACAUCUCUGCCAGCAUCACCAUCUCUUUCUUCAACUGCGUCGCGAAAGCGUGCAGCCCCAGAACCAUGUGUGACACCUCCGCGACGACACCCCCCUACUACUCUGUCUAGUAGUCCAAUGCCUGAGUGUACUGCGUCAUGGUCUGAUGGUUAUGCCGACUUCUCAUCGCCGAAUUCACAAGCGCGUCAAGCAAAACCUUUGAACACCAUCACAUCUUAUACGAUUGUGACGCUGGUUCGUCACAAGCUCUUGUUUUCUACACGGCCUGAACCCAUUGUGAACUUACCUGCAUAG
Malassezia globosa CBS 7966 is the source of this 690-nucleotide messenger RNA. RefSeq lists its product as uncharacterized. Lineage: Eukaryota; Fungi; Basidiomycota; Malasseziomycetes; Malasseziales; Malasseziaceae. The record is from RefSeq and is a predicted model, not a curated record. The coding region runs from base 1 to 690 and encodes 229 amino acids. The transcript has a single exon.